UUCGCAGCAAGAUUAGCAAUUAACAGCGGUGAUGUUAAUUGUCCGCACGCUGGACGGGCCGACGGGCUAUACUCACACACAUACAUGGCGAUAUGCUCAUAUCGUUAUUUUAUGGGGCGUUAAAUACAGAUCCUAUAAAAGAUUGUUCCAUUAUAUGAUUGAGUUUAAAGCAUUGCGUUUCUUGGCUUGGUUUGGUGGUUUUCGAGACGAUUCACGGAUAUCUUGACUCAUCUCAAGGAAGUUAGUCUCUCUCUCCCACACAAAGGAAUAUCGUUGGCGUUGGAUAGACUAUACCAGACAUAAUGAAGACCGUCAUUGCCAUUGCAGCUUGGUACUGCUUAGCCACAUUGGGAUCUAUUUGUUGGUCAUUGCCAGUGUUGGACUCCAGUUCCGGUAUUGAUAAUGACACCAUAGAAGAAUUGAAGGCCAGUUUGAACGACACUCCCAAAAACCUAUAUGUGGUUAAGGCUGUGGUCUAUGAAAUCGGCAUCCUAACCGAAGUGGGAGAAAAUGAUACCAGUUUUGAGUCACAGGAGCGUGUCGACCUAACCUUCUUCGAUGCACACACCAACAAUAGCUUCAUCGAUUUGGGCAACAUACCGCUGCCCAUUCAGACCAACGUUUCGGGCCAGGUUCUGACUGGCAUUGCCCCCUUCAAUAUUGGCGCAUUUAGCAGUCCAUCGCAAUUGCUGGAAUCUCUACCCCUCACCGGCAGCAUUGUCAAUAUUACCCACAGCGACACGGCGUACUAUCAACUCACCAAAUCCAAUAUUACAGAUGAUGAAAAGCCCAAAGUAAUAGACCCCGAUCAAGUCAAUAAUCUGUCAAAGGUGGCUUCGCUAUUUCCUUCGGCGGGCCUGCCUCCCAUAGGCCAUAAUGAGGCAGCAGAUUCGAUAAAUACGGUCGAAGGCAACUAAAAGAAUUUCCAAGAUUUUAGAUUAACAUAGAAGUUAGAGUUUAGGAAAAGACUGUCAAAUUCGGUAACAAUUGUAAUUUAAAAAAAAAAAAAAAAAAACAAAAUAACAGAGAAGACGAAAACGUGGAAUGUUUUAGCAGUGCUAUACAUUCAUAUUUUAUUUGUAUUAUACUUUUACACCAUAGCUAUAGCCGUGUAUGUGUGAGUAUUGUUGAUCAAUAAUCAUGCACACUAUUUAAAAUUUUUACACUAAAAAACAAAACAAACAACAAAAAAUAUAUGUGACUCAUAUUUA
Stomoxys calcitrans (stable fly) is the source of this 1211-nucleotide messenger RNA. RefSeq lists its product as uncharacterized. The record is from RefSeq and is a predicted model, not a curated record. Bases 303 to 917 code for a protein of 204 amino acids. The transcript has 2 exons. Lineage: Eukaryota; Metazoa; Arthropoda; Insecta; Diptera; Muscidae.